AUCACCCAUCGUAUAUGCAACCAGCAGGUUAUUAUACAAAAAAUUUAUUUAAAUUUAUUCUCAAUUUAUUUAUUUAUUUCUUUUAUUUAUUUCUCAGUAUGCAAAUUUAUUUGGCAAUCAAAUAUGAUAGCAGGUUAUAAUUCUUCUCCGUCUCCACUUGGAAUGGCAAGUGGAAGCCGUAUAGGAGCGGAUAGUGAUGACAGUACGCGUAAACGGCAAGUUCGAUUGCUCAAAAAUCGGGAAGCAGCUAAAGAAUGUAGGCGAAAGAAGAAAGAAUAUGUAAAGUGCCUCGAGAAUAGGGUUGCUGUACUUGAAAAUCAAAAUAAAGCAUUAAUUGAAGAAUUGAAAACACUCAAAGAAUUAUACUGCAGGAAAGAGAAGGCCGAACUCUAA
Molecule: messenger RNA, 393 nt
Organism: Dracunculus medinensis (Guinea worm)
Lineage: Eukaryota; Metazoa; Nematoda; Chromadorea; Rhabditida; Dracunculidae
Source: the annotation of a GenBank genome assembly